Messenger RNA from Lepisosteus oculatus (spotted gar), 2760 nucleotides. RefSeq names its product guanine nucleotide binding protein (G protein), beta polypeptide 3a (gene gnb3a). NCBI's taxonomy places the organism in Eukaryota, Metazoa, Chordata, Actinopteri, Semionotiformes, Lepisosteidae. The record is from RefSeq and is a predicted model, not a curated record. Gene Ontology annotation, cellular component: heterotrimeric G-protein complex; cytoplasm. Gene Ontology annotation, molecular function: protein binding; signaling receptor complex adaptor activity. Gene Ontology annotation, biological process: G protein-coupled receptor signaling pathway.
CUUCAUCCCUUCCAAUCCCUCGGCCCUCAUCUGUUCAUCAAAGGCCAGGCGGGGAGAGAGAGAGAGAGAAAGAGAGAGAGACAGAGACGGAGAGAAAGCAAGGGAUUGCACCGGACUCCUGACCGAAGUCCAGCCGCGACAGAGAAGGAGCUCCCAGUUGCAGCAGCAGAACAGGGCAGAACUCAAAAAGCUAGCGCAAGGGAGACUGCGGAGGGGCAGAGAAACCUAAUCAGACAGAGGAGGAGGAGGAGGAGGAGAAGGACAAGAGCAGCACCUUAACCAGAGCAAAGCCCAGUCAAAUCGCCGAGGGUCACAAGAUCGGAGCUGAAAGACAAACAGAGCAGCAGACUGACAGCACAGGACGGCGACGCUGCACAGAGAGAGCUCAGCGAUCAACCGCGUGCCUCCCAGUUUCGCCACCGCCGAAGCUCCUUCUUGCACCCGACCUCACUUCCUGUCCAUUGCCGGUGGUGACAGCGCCUAGCAACCGUUGCCAUGGGAGAAGUGGAGCAGCUUCGGAAAGAGGCAGAGGCCCUGAAACAGCAGAUUGCCGACGCCCGGAAAGCCGUGGCAGACACCACCCUGGCGGAGAUGGUGGCCGGAACGGAGGUGGUCGGCCGCAUCCAGAUGAGAACCAGGAAGACGCUGAGAGGCCAUCUGGCGAAGAUCUACGCCAUGCACUGGGCUACCGACUCCAGGUUGCUGGUCAGUGCAUCCCAGGAUGGAAAACUGAUCGUGUGGGACAGCUACACCACUAACAAGGUCAACGCAAUCCCUCUCAAGUCCUCCUGGGUAAUGACGUGUGCCUACGCCCCCUCAGGGAACUUCGUGGCCUGUGGGGGGCUGGACAACAUGUGCUCCAUCUACAACCUGAAGACCCGAGAGGGCAACGUCAAAGUCAGCCGCGAGCUGGCCGCGCACACGGGAUACCUGUCCUGCUGUCGCUUCCUCAAUGACAACGAGAUCGUCACCAGCUCUGGAGACACCACCUGUGCCCUGUGGGACAUCGAGACGGGGACGCAGAAGACGAUUUUCACGGGACACACGGGGGACUGCAUGAGUCUGGCCGUGUCCCCGGACUUCAACCUCUUCAUCUCGGGGGCCUGCGACUCCUCUGCCAAGCUGUGGGACGUACGCGAGGGCACCUGCCGACAGACCUUCACGGGCCACGAGUCCGACAUCAACGCCAUCUGUUUCUUCCCCAACGGCAACGCCAUCUGCACGGGCUCUGAUGACGCCACCUGCAAGCUCUUCGACCUGCGCGCCGACCAGGAGCUGAUCGGCUUUUCCCACGAGAGCAUCAUCUGCGGGAUCACCUCCAUUGCCAUGUCCCGCAGCGGCCGGCUGAUCCUGGCCGGGUAUGACGACUUCAACUGCAACAUCUGGGACACCCUCAAGGCUGAGAGAGUGGGUGUUCUGUCUGGUCAUGACAACCGUGUGAGCUGUAUCGGAGUGACCUCAGACGGAAUGGCUGCCUGCACAGGAUCAUGGGACAGCUUCCUGAAAAUCUGGAACUAGGAAUGUUGCAGUAUGGAGAGGAGGAAAGGGAGAGAGAGAGAGAUAAAUACCGACAGAGAGAGAAAGAGGGGCAGAAUAGGUAGAAGCUAGUCUGUCGGAAGACAAUAUUUAAGUUUAUGCAAAUGAGUUAUAGGAACAGACAGACAAGAGGACAGAAGCCAUAGUGAGGAAAGAAUUGAGAUAGAGACAGUGGGUCUGAGUUUGCUCACCUGGAGACAGACGGGGGUAGACAAUGUCAGUCUUGAAGCAGUCAGCCUGUCUGUUUUGUCUGUCUCUCUUCCCUCUCACUCUCUGCAAGACCUGUUACCGAGCAAUGAAACAGCCCGAUUCUGCAUCUGUAUUUAUUGUCAUUAAUGGUAGCGUGCGUGCUUUUCAGGGAAAGACUGAUCUCGAAUACGGACCGCAAUACGGAAACAAAGUAUACAUAACAAAUGGCUAAAUAAUGGGAAAACAAUUAGCAAUAUUUUUUAAAAUAAGAAACUCAUAAAUCGUUUCUAUUUUUAGAGUUAUGUAAAUGAUUUUAACACUUGUAACUUGAAGGAUCUUUAGAGAAAUGCUUUUUUUUCAUUAACCUUUGAUUGUACUGUUAGUUUUCUUGUUAUUUAUUGGACUUAUUUAAUUGAUUUUUUUUAGCUUACAGAAACAAAUAUACAACACAAGCUUAUGUAUCUGCAAAUUGGAACCCAUACUGUAAAACUGAUGCACACUGGGACUCAUUCUGGUGUCUGUUAAGGUUUGCAAUACUUUAUGAGACGUCUGUUUUUCUUCAAGAGGAAAAUUAAGAAAAAAACACCCUGUUCAUUGGUAAUUAAGUUAUAAAAUAGAAAGAAGUCAUUGUUUUACUGGUUGUGAACCGAUUUUUCAAAUAUAUUAAGGUUAAGAGUUUUAUUGUCAUUAAGGCUGACAGGCAAUAAGCAAAUGUAAUUAAACAUGCAAUCAUAUGCCAAUGAUUUUACAGCUGAUCAACAAAACACCAUCUGCAGGUGGCUUCCCUUAAAACUUGGAAGUGUGUGUUCGCCGACGAAUUUGAAUUUAGUCUUCAUGUUGUUUUGCAGUUCCUAUUUUAAAUCGUGAUUUUCAGACACGUUUUCUAGACAUGCAAGUUACAACUCCCAGAAGACAGUGGGAAGGAGGGCUACAAUGGAUAAUGGGAAAUGUUCUUCUCAGCCAAACUGGUUUUUUUAAUGUAUACAUUUGUCCAGCCAUAUAUCUUACUAAUAAUAUACGAUUUACCUCUAUCAA